GAUUGAAAUGGAGAAAAAAGGCUGAAAUGUAUAAAGGGCCCUGUGAGAUUUGUAUUGUUUUCUACCAUCGUCGUUCUCUUUGGGUAAUGGUCCUUUAUGGAAUUGAGCGCAAAGCAAAAAGUAUUAUUCUUUUCGUAGUGGUUGCGUAAGGUCCCCCUUAUUCAUAAUCUGUAGUCUUAAUGUAAUCGUAUUCGGUGUUCCGGUUCGAAUCACAACUACUGGGAUAUUUUGUAAUUGGGGGAGGAAGCACACAUUCGUAAAAAUUAGAGAUAAGUAAACAGAAUAAAUGAACGCAUGCCACCUGCAUAUCAAGAAAUAACCGCUGCGACUUCCAAGAUCGUGUCAGCAAAAAAAAGAAUAUCUCAAUAAUAAGUUGCUUGUGUAGUUUUAUGGCUGUACGAAAACGACUGCGUAAGUAGGCUUCAGUUGAUUGCUAGAUUGCUUAAAGCAAUUUAGGCGGCUUAAAUCUUUUAGUCGCGCAUAAAUGACAAGAUCUGAAGAUGGCUAACACUUCAAUACAAUCGCUUAACUUCGACAGACUUCUUAGCGCAUUGCAAUCGCGAAGUGAUGCCGAGAAGUGGAUAGAAUGCGCCGUGUGGAUUGCCCUAGAGAUAACCAUCUUUACAGGGAAUAUCCUAACGCUCAAAAUAAUCCUGACAAACAAAGACUUGCGGACGAUUCCGAACUAUCUGAUCGUGUCCCUCGCGUGCUCUGACCUCGGCCUGGGGAUAUUUGGAGGUAUCCCUACCCUAGGCGUCCUCGUGGAAGCAAAAUGGCCCUUCAAUGAAGCAUUAUGCCAACUGCAAGGCGUGUCAGCGUUAACCAUGGCGUCUGCAUCUGUCCUCAACCUUACCCUGAUGGCAAUCAACCGAUACUUCAAGGUAGUAAAGACAAGGAGGUACCAAGCCUACUUCACCAAGCGCCGAACUCUCGCCUAUAUCGCUUUAGUUUGGCUUAUGGCAUUUUUAGUCGCGGCUUCCUACCUUCUGAUUGGCAAUAGGUACAGUUUUAACCCAGGAAAGGUAUUUUGCUUCAUACAGCCACAACACCAUAUAUUCCAAAUAUUUAUUUCGAUAGUUUACAUUACAUUUCCUUCUGCGGUUAUAGUCUACUGCUACCAAAAGGUCUACAUGGUCAUCAAGACCCAUAACAAAGCUUUAUCUGGCUGGGGAGCUCGAAGGAUUGACCCUAAAGUUGGCAGAGCCGAACACUGGGCUGACCACAAGGCACGCCCGGAGCCCGGCACGCACGCCCGUGGUAUCAGUGUACAAGAGAUCAACAUAACGCGCACUCUCUUCAGUAUCGUAGUGGCGUUUCUUGUUUGUUGGACGCCUGCUUUCGUUAUUGACAUCAUUGAUGUGUAUCAGUUAAGGUGGUCUCUGGGGAGACGAGCGUAUGUAUCAUACACAUUCCUGGUGGCUACAAGCAGUACAGUGAAUCCUAUUUUGUAUGGAAUCAUGAAUCCAGCGUUUAGAAAGGAGUAUCUCAAGUGCUUGGUCUAUCUGCGGAUUCAAAAUAACAGUGUGGUAACGACCAAUACUUCACCAAGCAAUCGAGAUUCAAAAAUUUGAUUACAUUUCCUUGCAGAUUAUGUAAGCAGCUGGGUCUGGUUAAAUAAAAAACUGCACAAAA
Nematostella vectensis (starlet sea anemone) is the source of this 1632-nucleotide messenger RNA. RefSeq names its product muscarinic acetylcholine receptor M4. The transcript has a single exon. Bases 501 to 1571 code for a protein of 356 amino acids. Lineage: Eukaryota; Metazoa; Cnidaria; Anthozoa; Actiniaria; Edwardsiidae. Gene Ontology annotation, molecular function: G protein-coupled receptor activity. Gene Ontology annotation, cellular component: membrane. Gene Ontology annotation, biological process: G protein-coupled receptor signaling pathway. The record is from RefSeq and is a predicted model, not a curated record.